Lodderomyces beijingensis is the source of this 930-nucleotide messenger RNA. NCBI's taxonomy places the organism in Eukaryota, Fungi, Ascomycota, Pichiomycetes, Serinales, Debaryomycetaceae. The record is from the annotation of a GenBank genome assembly.
AUGGGUAAGGGACCUCUCAAGUAUGGAGGAAAGUCGGGUAUUUUGCCAAAGUUGAGGCCGAUCUUCGAAAGACCCAUUCGUCCCAUGAAUGAGAUUGAGUUGCAGAAGGAAAACUCGUCAGAGAGUGGAUACGCCGAAGGGGUUCCCACGCCCUUUAUCGAGAAAUGGCCCGUUCCAAGAGAUCAAAGAGCACAAGUUCCUCGUCAGCAGCCUCCGAGAAAGUACAUAACGUUGGAAGAGCGCAUCAAGUCGAUUAAUUACCCGCCAAUGUCCUUAAAGGAAAUGAACGAGUUGCCGGAACUUGAAAGGGACGCACAGAGGAGGGCAUACUACAGAGCCGAGUUUUUAAAAGAGGCGUACCUCGAAGAAGGGAAGCGGUUGGAGGCCAUUGACAAGAUGAAGGAAAAGAUCCACGAGCGAGAAGUGGAGAAACAGCGGAAACUUGCCGAGGAGAACAAGGACGAUGCCGCAGUCAUUUCGACUUUGCCAACAAUCCAGCAAUUGCUCGAGUUUAGAAUGAUCAAACAGAGAACACCAGAAGAAAAGCGAUUGCUCAAGGAGGAGCGGAAGUUAAACAGGCACUCUCGGGAGUUGCAUGCAAAGGAAGACAAGGCGCAGAAAUUGUUGGAACUAUAUCAUGCAGCUGCAAAAUUCAUCACCACCGAAGAGCAACUAGAAGAAGCCAUCUACCGUGCAUUUGAAGUUGAUGUAGCCAAAUUCGAUACUCAGCAAAGCGUUGUGGAUAGCAAGCUUUUCUCCAAGAAUACCAGCUACUUGGUAGGCGAAGCCAACGAACAGAAAAUAAGCGAUGCAAUAAUGGGAGAAAUCAAUGGAAAACCCGGUUUGAAUCAAGUUAAAGACGUUCUUAGUGGAACCAGAGAACAAGUCAGAAGAGAGGCCCGGCUGAACUAUAGAAAUGAUCUACAGUAG